AUGAAGCCGUACUCGAUUACAACGGCUCUCCUCGGCUUCCUGUCGACGGCCCUCGCCAGCGCCACGACCGAGACACAGUCGUCCAAGGCCAACUUGCCUGGCGACUUCAAGCCUCCCCAGGUUUUCAAGAACGCCAACCUCGUUCACGUCAUCUCCCUAGAGAAGAACUACGUCAAGGAGCAGAUCAAUGUUCUCGUUCAGAAUAUCGCGUCUGAGCCCCAGGACGAAUACUAUCUGCCCUUCACUGCCGACCAGCUGGCUCGCGUCGGAGGCUUCGAGGUUAAGGACCGCAAGGACGCAGACGCUGGGCCGUUUGCCGUUGAGUCUGUUGAAUACGAUGCCCUGAACAAUGUUCAGUACUAUCGCAUUCGAUUCCCCACUCCCCUCAAGCCUGGCGCCCAGCAAACCCUCGGUAUCUCCUUCUACUACCUGAAGGCGUACACUCCCCUGCCUGCAUCCGUCCCUCAGGACGAGUUGCAGUACCUUGUCUACGACUUCUCCAUCUACGCCCCAUCGGCCUACCCCACCGUGAAGCAGAAGACAGAGGUCAAGUCCUCGUCUUCUGCUAUCCCAGGAUACACCAAGAUCAAGGAGUUUCCCACCAAGCAGGGCGCCAAGUUGACAUACGGUCCCUUUGAGGAGCAGCCCGCUGGCGCCGUCUCCCCCGCCCAGGUCCGAUUCGAGUUCGAGAAGCCCGUUACCCACGUUGCCGUGUUGAACCGCGACAUCGAGGUGAGCCAUUGGGGCGGCAACGUUGCCUUCGAGGAGAGGUACGAGCUGUACCAUCGAGGCGCCAACCUGUCUAAGCCUUUCAACCGAGUCAAGUGGGUUCAGGCCGCCUUUUACAGCCCUCCCACCCAUGCUCUGAAGGAGCUCCGAGUUCCGCUCCAGGUUGGCAGUGUGGACGCUUACUUCGUCGAUACCAUCGGCAACGUGUCGACCUCUAAAUUCAGAAGCAACAAGCGAGAGGCCAUCCUCGAGCUCAAACCUCGCUACCCUUUGUUCGGCGGCUGGAAGUACCCCUUCACUAUCGGAUGGAACUCCGAUGCUGCCAACUUUUUGCGCAAGACUGCCACCGGAGGCUUUGUUCUCAAGGUUCCUUUCCUUGAGGGACCCAAGCAGGUCGAGGGUGUUGAGUACCAGCAGAUCAAUGUUAAGGUUCUCCUCCCCGAGGGUGCCGAGAACGUCAAGUUCUUCACCACCGUCCCUGAGUCGUCCAUUGCAUCCACGUCAGUCGGUGUCUCCAAGACCUACCUUGACACUGUUGGACGCACUAGUGUCAGCAUCACUGCCCGAAACCUUGUGGACGAGUUCCGGGACCGCGAUCUCAUCAUCUCGUACGAUGCGCCGCUGAUGAGCGUUCUGCGCAAGCCCCUCGUCAUUUUCGCCAGCAUCAUGUCCCUCUACGCUGCGACCUGGAUUAUCGGAAAGGUUCAGGUGGGAUUUCAGCCGAGGAAGUAG
Molecule: messenger RNA, 1461 nt
Organism: Ilyonectria robusta
Lineage: Eukaryota; Fungi; Ascomycota; Sordariomycetes; Hypocreales; Nectriaceae
Product: Ribophorin I
Exons: 3
Coding region: 1-1461 (486 amino acids)
Cellular component (GO): membrane; oligosaccharyltransferase complex
Source: RefSeq, a predicted model, not a curated record